Molecule: messenger RNA, 390 nt
Organism: Cladophialophora psammophila CBS 110553
Lineage: Eukaryota; Fungi; Ascomycota; Eurotiomycetes; Chaetothyriales; Herpotrichiellaceae
Exons: 1
Coding region: 1-390 (129 amino acids)
Source: RefSeq, a predicted model, not a curated record
AUGGCCAGUCCGACUCCAAACAGCGAUCCCUCCAAAUCCGCACCCUCCUCGCCAAAGAAAGGGCACGAAACACGUCGCGAAUCUGCCUCGGGAGCCACUGCAACCAAGACAACUGAUGCCUUCGACGCUCCGGUUUCUCCUAGAAAAGCCAAAUCCUACGGUGAUCUGUUGAACACUCCGAGUGUCAAACACGGCUCCAUCGCCGCCUGGGGCAGCACCUCGGGAAAACUCUACCUCUCUGACCCGCGACUUGACGACCCGAAAUCCAGGAGCGGUCUCUCCGACUAUUUCUUCGGCUGGGCCAAGGGGAAGAACGAGGCCACCGAGCAAGGAGACGCCACGAAGGAGAAGAACGCCGAUGGUGAAGAAAAGGGUAAUGAUGUCGAAUGA